This is a messenger RNA of Propithecus coquereli (Coquerel's sifaka), 1158 nucleotides long. It is a transcript of the gene JKAMP, whose product is annotated as JNK1/MAPK8-associated membrane protein. The coding region runs from base 1 to 714 and encodes 237 amino acids. Gene Ontology annotation, molecular function: ubiquitin protein ligase binding. The transcript is spliced from 5 exons. The record is from RefSeq and is a predicted model, not a curated record. Gene Ontology annotation, cellular component: membrane. Gene Ontology annotation, biological process: response to unfolded protein. Lineage: Eukaryota; Metazoa; Chordata; Mammalia; Primates; Indriidae.
AUGCGAGAGGCGCUUGUCUUAGUCCCCACUUCUUCCACACGCAGCCGACUCCAGGCUCGGCUCCGGGCGGGCGGCCUUCGGCUAGCGGCGCAUGCUCGCCCCUGCUCUCGCCUGCCCUCGGGCCGGGCCGGGACUCCUCCCGGGGUGGGUGCUGUCGAUAUUCAACCAGCAUGCCUUGGACUUUAUUGUGGGAAGACCCUAUUAUUUAAAAAUGGCUCAACUGAAAUAUAUGGAGAAUGUGGGGUGUGCCCAAGAGGACAAAGAACAAAUGCACAGAAAUAUUGUCAACCUUGCACAGAGUCUCCAGAACUUUAUGAUUGGCUUUAUCUUGGAUUUAUGGCUAUGCUUCCUCUUGUUUUACAUUGGUUCUUCAUUGAAUGGUACUCGGGGAAAAAGAGUACCAAUGCUUGCCUUUCAGAUUAUGCCUUCCCGUAUAUUAUAUUAGUGUUAUCUUUGGUUACUCUGGCUGUGUACAUGUCGGCUUCUGAAAUAGAGAACUGCUAUGAUCUUCUGGUCAGAAAGAAAAGGCUUAUUGUUCUCUUCAGCCACUGGUUACUUCAUGCCUAUGGAAUAAUCUCCAUUUCCAGAGUGGAUAAACUUGAGCAAGAUUUGCCCCUUUUGGCUUUGGUACCUACACCAGCCCUUUUUUACUUGUUCACUGCAAAAUUUACCGAACCUUCUCGGAUACUCUCAGAAGGAGCCAAUGGACACUGAAUGAAAAAAUUUUAAAUGCCAAAAAACCUAAGAAGUGUUCUUAGUUAAAAAGUAAAGAAAUUUGAAAAACUUAUUAAUACUAUUCUGUCAUACAUGGGAACAAAAUUGUCAUUGUAUCUUCUGUUUGAGUUUUGUUUUGUUUUUUUGACUUAAAUAGACUUUAUGGUUAGGCCUGUAGACUUGGAAAGUACAAAAUACCAUAAUACCGUUACUUAGUAUAACAUUAUCUGUUUCACUAGAAGCCUGUUAGGAAGCACUUGCCUUUCUCACAGCUCAGUUAUUCUCUAGAGCAAAAUCAUGUUUCUGUGUACCUAGCAAUGUGUUGUUCCCAUUUUAUUAAGAAAAACUUCAACAAAUAUAACCUGAAAUCCUUAGCAGUGGCAGAAUUGUGCAUGCCUGUUAUAUUUCAAUCUGUUUUCCACCUGUAAUGAAUUAUAAAGACAA